CCUCUUCCCCUGCCCAGUCUGGCAUCUGCACAGUCCACACACGGCUUUCCUGGCAGCCAACACGGGGCUCCAGACCACAGAGAAAAUCAUGGAGAUGUCAGGACCUUCCUCCCAGACUCCAGAUCAUAGUCGAGUCCAUGGAGAAACAGAAGAUCUAGACUAUGAAGAGAUGGAUUUCCACAAGCCAGACAGGGAAGCUGGACUAUUUUCUCACGAACAACCCAAGAGAGACAAGUCUUCUACCUCCUCUUCCUCCUCCUCGUCCUCUUCCUCUUCCUCCUCGUCAUCCUCCUCUUCCUCAGGUGCUGAGCAUGAGGAGCCUGACCUUUUGAAGGAUGAGCUUCAGCUCUAUGAAGUAGGUGCCCCUGGAGAGGUGGUGCCCUCUGGAGAAUCGGGACUCCGAAGACGAGGCUCUGACCCAGCAAGUGGAGAAGUGGAGGCCUCUGAGUUAAGAAGACUGAAUAUAAAGAAAGAUGAUGAGUUUUUCCAUUUUGUCCUGCUCUGCUUUGCCAUUGGGACCUUGCUGGUGUGUUAUCACUAUUAUGCAGACUGGUUCAUGUCCCUUGGGGUCGGCCUACUUACCUUCGCCUCCCUGGAGACUGUCGGUAUCUAUUUUGGGCUGGUUUACCGGAUCCACAGUGUUCUGCACGGCUUCAUCCCGCUCUUUCAGAAGCUUAGGCUGAUGGGAUUCAGGAAGACCGACUGAGGCCAGUGCUGGGCCAGCAGUCACGCUGGGCCCCAGUAUGACCAUACUGCAUCUCCUGAGUGCACAAGGGCAGAGCGCCGUCCUGGGAGACACACGGGCGGGCCAGUCUAGAGCAAUAAAGAGAGCGCUUUUCCUUC
This is a messenger RNA of Mustela lutreola (European mink), 843 nucleotides long. RefSeq names its product transmembrane protein 40 (gene TMEM40). The transcript is spliced from 11 exons. NCBI's taxonomy places the organism in Eukaryota, Metazoa, Chordata, Mammalia, Carnivora, Mustelidae. The record is from RefSeq and is a predicted model, not a curated record. Bases 89 to 706 code for a protein of 205 amino acids.